GCCUUUUCAUCUGUCAUCCAAAAAAGCUUUUGAGACUGUGAGGAGCAGGCUGAGCUCGUCGACUCUUCAAUCUGAAAGGCCAGUCGUAUUACGAUGACGACAAACAUUUCCAGAAGUCGCCUUGCUGACAGCGCAAAUUCAAGCGUCAGUGGGCAAUUCUGCCUUCACGCGCAAGCUCGCAGGAUGGGCAAGCGUGGGUUGUGGAUUGUGUGCUGGAACACCAACGUCACUCGAACAAGAUCUUGUUCGAAGCAUUUGCAUACCUGCUCUCGGGCCCGUCUGGCGUCGGGCUGCUGUUCAUUACAAGGGGCAAUUCUUCGAUCGGAGAGGCUUCACGCGACUUGUCCUACCCGGUCGUCGAGUGUGCAGCAGGCUGGCGCAGGUCAAAGUCUUGAGGGCUAUGACUCACUGACCUCUGAGACGGCUUUCGAUAGAUUUAAGUGAGAGGGAUUCCACACAACCACUUCAAUUUCAUGGCCAUCACGUCAGACUUCCUUGCAGACAAUCUUCUUUGGCACUGGUCUGCGACGGCUUCGACGGAAAGAUAAGUGCAGGCAACUGUCGUCAUACACCGUGAAGGCCUCACAGGGAUUAUUAGGUAGACAUCAUUUCGUGG
Acaromyces ingoldii is the source of this 616-nucleotide messenger RNA. RefSeq lists its product as hypothetical. The transcript has a single exon. The annotation marks the transcript as partial. The record is from RefSeq and is a predicted model, not a curated record. Lineage: Eukaryota; Fungi; Basidiomycota; Exobasidiomycetes; Exobasidiales; Cryptobasidiaceae.